CGAUGGUCUAGCAUCAGAAGUGCAGUCCGUUUCUGGCAUAUUUACCGUAAAUAUAACCUGUUUCCACGUGUCGAAAAAUUAAUACUCCACUGUCCGAGAUCUUCUUACACAAUAAUAUAACGUCAGAAUCCUCACUUAAGCAAUGAGAGCGAAUUAAUUACUCAAGAUCAAAACUGCAGAAUCUAUAUUAUGGUCAAAUAUUGGACCUAAGAUCGAAGUGAGCCGACGAAAAUCGAUCGUUCUACAAUACGGUGAAGAGCUAGAUGCUAUUUUCCCCACCAUGAACUCUAUCAUUGGUGCGCCGAGCGAAAGGGAAGGGUUCUAUUCAUCAACCGUUCAAUAAAACGAAUCUGAGACGAAGACUUUAUGAGCAAAUGGUUAAAAGAUUUCAUAUGAAUGUUGGACAUCGUCAAGAAGAUUGAAAGGUAUUUAAUAGUCAAGAUAAAUGAACAGUAACAUUUUACUGUGCUCAAUUUUAUAAUGGAGAAGGCACGAACUGAAAUAGUAGGCAAUUCAGAAUCUAGUUCUACAGUUUCAAGUGUCAAUAGAAUUGAUAUUGACGAACUGUCAAAAGAAAAAGAAGAUGAAUUAUUAUUUGGUGGGGAAGAAGAAGGAGACGAUGAAGAUACACUGUCUGAUGAUAGUUUACGCUUGAGAUUAUCUGACGAUGAGGAUGCUGAGCAAGAUACUACAGUAAAUGACACAAAUAUCGCGAAAUUAAAAUCACAGAGUAGAACAAUUGAACAACCAAUUUCAGAUACAAUCAUAGAGGAGACAUUGUCUUCUGAUCUACAGCAGACUGUAGAAAAAGUUUCUAAGCCUGAUAUUGAAAAAUCAACGCAGGAGAUACACAACACAGCAGUUAAGAUUCCAGAAAAAUCAGCAUUGAGUGAAUAUACAUCCGAAAACAAACAAAUACAAAAUAGUAUAGGGAAUUUGGAAAAUACCAGAGCGACUGUUAAUGAAUCUAGUGAAAAGUGUACGUUCACAUCUAGCAAAGACUUAAAAAUUACGGAUGUAAAAAAUGAGUGUUCAAAUAUAGCAUCUGAACAACAUAUAACAUCAAAAAAUGAUAAUUUAUCUAUAAUAAAUAAUUGUACACAACAAACAGAUAAUCUUCGAAACGCAGGACUAAUAAUUCACAAUGAAGAAAAUCUAAACGAGACAGCCAAUGAUAGUAAAGAAAUAAUUACGACAAAUACCUGUGAGCUAAAUAAAUUAGAUAAUGUAGACAAUAAUAAAUCUUGUGUAGAUUCUGCUAAUAUUAAAAUUUAUAAUGGUGAAAAAUCGUCUACUAUUACAACUAUUUCUAACAGUAAUGAUGAUAAUUUAAAAGAUAAAAUAAUAGAAAAACAUAUUAAAAACGAUAAUCAAUCUUUGAAAUGCUCAUAUACCGAAUCUAAUGUUACUUCUGAUUAUGUGGAUUUAGUAAAAUCCGAAAAUUCUAAUGAUAAUGAUUCAUCUCAUAAAGACACUAUUGCACAUAAAAGUAAAAACAAUAAUUUAGAGCCUGUGGACACAACAGAAAAUACAUCAAAUGUAUCAAAAAUCACAGAGAAAGUGACGAAUAUUUCGUUGAUACAAAAUCAAAAUGAUUUAUCCAAUAUUAAAGACAACGCAGAAGUAAGGAACAAAGACAGUGAUACUAAUGAUAAAUCUGUAAUCGAAACUGUAAAUAAUCCAUUAGGACAAACCGUUUUAUUAACACUUAACGAUGUAAAUGAUUUUGAUAACGAUAAUGGAACUAAAAACGUUGACACUGUUAUUCCAAGAAGAAAACGAAUUAAAAAAACAAUUGAUACGGUACAAGAUCAUGCCGAGGAAAUACAAGAGGAAAAGGAGAGUGGACGAGAAAAGCGGAAGACUGCUAGAAAUGCGGAAGAGAUAAUCAAGAAAAAGUAUCUUAACAGCGACAGCGAUUCUAACGAUAAUACGGAACAAUUAGUAAAUAAUAAAUUGAAUCAGGAUGUAAUUCCUGUACCACCUUUAGUAGCGAUAAAACGUAAUUGUCCAGACAGCGAGGUUUUUAAUGGUAUUAAAAAAGCGAAAAUGAAUAUCAAUUCUGAGGAAGAGAAAGAUGUCACACAAUUAUCUUUUAUUGAGAAAUUUUUCCGGAGAGAUAUUAAAGAGAAAUUACCAAAACUUACACAGGAGGAACUGGAAGAGCUUCUGAUUCAAAAGAUCGUCGAAACGAUUGCGAUGCGCAGUGAAAUUGGACAGCUUAGAGAACAAGCACGCAUAUCAGAAAAAUAUCAGGAAAUAACACGUACAAGGAUGGAGCAAUUAAUGAAGCAAGUGAAGGAUUUCGAGACGGUUCUGCAUCGUAAUGAGUCAGACCGCCGUUCAAAUCCCAACAAAUCUGUUGCCCCUAUAAAGAUAAACAGAUCCGUAGGCUUGCAAGUCAACUUCAUAACGGAACACGGAAUACAGAACUUACGGCAGACUGCAAAUCUCAAAUCUGCAGUAAACAUCAUAAACAACAGUAGUUCUCCAUCUUCUGUUGAAACAAAUAACAAUUCAUCAAGCCCAAGACGUGGUGGAAUCAAAGUAAGAUCACCGCGACCUAUAGUGACCAUGCCUAUUCCUGUAAUGACACAGAAUUCAGCCCAAACGGCGCCUCUUAUUUCAACUGUGACACCCGCGGCUUUAGUUGUUGCUAAACCCUUGGAACCUCAACACACUUUAACGUUGUCCAAUCAGCCUGCGAAUAUGAAGCCAAUCUUAACUACCCCGCAACAGCAGAUUCAGUCGCAGUCACAGCAGGCUAUUGUCUUAAAUGGUAAAAUAAGUCAAGUAAAUCGUGCGAUAGCUCCAAAGCCAAGAAAUAACGAUCUUAUCGAUCUUACGGAUGAGGAAGAAAAGAAUAAAUCAAAUGUAAAAGUUACGACUAUAACUACAGCUCCUAUAAUUGAGCAGCCAUUGAAUGCAACAUCGAAAUCUGCGCAAUCAUUCCAAAGGGUAUUGCAAACAAUACCGGCAAAUGUAGCAAUUACGACACAAUCGGCUAGUAUAAAGGUGAUAACAACUAGUCAACAGCCAGCACCAACUGCCCUUGUUAAUAAUGUGAAUCCGCCCAGGCUGGCGUACGUAAUGCAAAGUAGUACGGGCUCACCAAGACAGGUGCUGAUAGCAUCGAACCCUAAUCAGCAAGUACAGAUACGGCCAGUGAACACACCUAAUAGACCACCCUUUUCAACUGUCACUUACAAGGGAAUAUCAACGAUCACGAAUGGUACUGUACGUGUACUAACCACGCCAGUUCUGUCAAAUGUACAAAUAAGUAAGCAUCCAGCACCUCUGCCAGACAUUCCAAAUUACGCAUCGACGCCUGGCUGGAAACUCCCACCGCCUGCACCAUCGUUGAAGAUUUCAAAAGUGCCAAAUGGGAUAGUGCUAUCUUGGAACAUGAGCCUGUCGGAUAAAUAUGCGGAGAUCGCGAGUUAUCAAUUAUACGCGUAUCAAGAAGUCGCUGGUGUAAAUCCCAACACAUCAUUAUGGAAAAAAGUUGGGGAUGUGCGUGCACUGCCACUUCCCAUGGCGUGUACGUUGACUCAGUUUUCUGAGGGUAAUAAUUAUUACUUUGCGGUUAGAGCGGUUGAUACACAUUCUAGAAAAGGACAGUAUAGUAUGCCUGGCAAUAUCUCUUUGUAGAGGAGCGACAUCAAGUUUCAGAAGAUCCCAGUUCUUUCUGUUUCUCCUUUAUUUUUUUUGUACUUCUGUGUUCAAUGCGUAAUUGUGAUAAAAAUAGUUUGUAGAUAAUAUCUCAUAAUAUCACAGUACGAAUCUGAUUUGACGAUUGAUUUAGCUAAUGUUUAUAUUUCGGAUUAUUGAAUCCAAAUGUAGCAACUAUUCCCAUUGAUAUUGCACUUAUAAAUGCUUCCAAUCGCACACACAUAAUUUGUAUAUAAUUCCCAAUUUGAAAUAGAAUAUCUUGUUUCUUUUUUAUUCAUUUCUUUUAACAGGUGAAUUUUCAUACAUUCUUU
Mycetomoellerius zeteki is the source of this 3983-nucleotide messenger RNA. RefSeq names its product Fibronectin-III type domain-containing protein windei (gene wde). The record is from RefSeq and is a predicted model, not a curated record. Gene Ontology annotation, cellular component: nucleus; transcription regulator complex. Bases 481 to 3651 code for a protein of 1056 amino acids. The transcript is spliced from 16 exons. NCBI's taxonomy places the organism in Eukaryota, Metazoa, Arthropoda, Insecta, Hymenoptera, Formicidae. Gene Ontology annotation, biological process: regulation of DNA-templated transcription. Gene Ontology annotation, molecular function: protein binding; transcription coregulator activity.